AUGGCAGCGCAGCUCAAAUACACUUCUAAGCUAGCCAACACCACCGUCCUUGUUAUCGGCGGCACUUCAGGACUUGGAUUCGGACUCGCAGAAGCAAGCAUCGAACAUGAUGUAGCACAUCUAUACGUAUCAUCUUCAAGCUCCUCAAAAGUGGACUCGGCCGUCUCUCGCCUAAAAGCUUCGUACCCCGAAUCGAAAACCAAGAUCACAGGCAUUUCGUGUGAUCUAGGCGAUGAAGCCACUCUUGAAAGCAACGCUGAGAAGCUCUUCACUCAGAUCGACCGAAAAAUCGACCACAUCAUCUUCACUGCCGGCGGCCCACUGAGUCCGAAGCCUCUCGCAGAAGUCGGCCUUGAAUUCAUGAGAAAUGCGGGCGUGGUCCGCUUCCUUGCCCCAUACUUUGUGACCAAGUACGGAGCAAAGUGUUUGACGCCGAGGCCCGCGAGUUCUAUCACGCUCACCACGGGUUCGGUGUCCGAGAAGCCAAAUAAAGGUUGGAGCGUUAUUGCUUCAUAUGCUGCUGGAUUACAUGGUAUGACGCGUGCGCUGGCGCUCGAACUGAAACCCGUCCGCGUCAAUUUGAUCAGCCCUGGGCCGGUCGAAACAGAGCUAUGGGAGGCAAGUUUCGGGGAUCGAGAAAUAGUUGAAAGAGCUCUGCAGUCUAUGGCUGGCAAGGUUGCUACUGGGAAGGUGGGAAGUGUAGAAGACGUGGUAGAGAGCUUCCUGUACGUCAUGAAGGAUAAAAAUGUCACGGGCACGGUGAUCAGGAGCGAUGGCGGUACGUUUCUGUUGUAG
Exophiala aquamarina CBS 119918 is the source of this 795-nucleotide messenger RNA. RefSeq lists its product as uncharacterized. The transcript has a single exon. NCBI's taxonomy places the organism in Eukaryota, Fungi, Ascomycota, Eurotiomycetes, Chaetothyriales, Herpotrichiellaceae. Gene Ontology annotation, molecular function: oxidoreductase activity. The record is from RefSeq and is a predicted model, not a curated record. The coding region runs from base 1 to 795 and encodes 264 amino acids.